Messenger RNA from Fusarium redolens, 1086 nucleotides. RefSeq lists its product as uncharacterized. The coding region runs from base 1 to 1086 and encodes 361 amino acids. The transcript is spliced from 3 exons. Gene Ontology annotation, molecular function: mRNA binding. Gene Ontology annotation, cellular component: mRNA cleavage and polyadenylation specificity factor complex. The record is from RefSeq and is a predicted model, not a curated record. Gene Ontology annotation, biological process: mRNA alternative polyadenylation. Lineage: Eukaryota; Fungi; Ascomycota; Sordariomycetes; Hypocreales; Nectriaceae.
AUGGCUGAAGAAGAUUUUGAGAUCGAUAUCUACGGCGAUGAGAGCAACGACCAUCAACAAGAUGCCCACCGAGGCGAUGACAAUAACCAGGGUCAUCACCAAGGCGAUGAUCGAAGGGAUAGCCAUGGCGACCAGAACAUGGAAGAGUACCAUGCCGACAACCACCACCAUGCGGGGGGCAGCCACGAUUCAAGUCAUCAUCAAGCGCAUGGCUCUCAACAAGGGACCAAGAGGAAACAGGAGGAUGAUGGCCGACCAGUUGACCAAUCUGCCACAACUGCGCUCAUGAUCUCGGAACUUAACUGGUGGAACACAGAUGAUGACAUUCGAGGUUGGGCGCGAGAAGCCGAUUGCGAAGAUGAGAUUAAGGAUAUCACUUUCAGCGAACACAAGGUCAAUGGCAAAAGCAAGGGCCAAGCUUAUAUCGAGUUCUACUCGCCUCAAGCAUCUACUGCCACUAAGCGUCGUAUCGAACAGAUUCUAGCUGAAGGUCAAGGGGCCCAGAAGAAGCUCACCUUGACCUACUGGGCCACUACCAACAACCCCUUCAAAACCCUCCCCAAAGAUGCCCCUGCCAGAGGCAAGGAUCAAAGCCGUGCACCAUCCGGCUCAUACAACAAUGACCGAGGCGGCCAUAUGGGCGGUAACUUUGGUGGUGGUUUCCGAGGAGGAAGGGGUGGCGGCUACAACCGUGGCGGUAUGACCCAAGGUGGUUACAAUCGCAACUUCAACAACAACAAUAUGGGUGGUUACAAUAACAUGGGAGGUGGAUACAAUGGACCCAUGGGCGGUGGCGGUGGUGGUAACUUUGGCUUCAACAACCGCGGAGGUAUGAUGGGAGGGGGCAUGCGCGGAGGCCCUGGUGGUAUGCGAGGUGGUCGAGGAGGCAUGAUGGGUAUGAAUCCUAUGGGUGGGAUGCCUAUGGGUAUGCCUGGAAACAUGGGCAUGGGCAUGAUGGGACCUAACGGUAUGCCUGGCUUCCAAGGCAUGCCUCCCAACUUCAACCCCGGCUUUGGCUUCAACCAGAACCAGGGCGGCGGCGACUGGGGCAACCCGCAUGGGGCGAAGAGACCACGACCAGAGUAG